AUGGCUUCAUCAAUGGAAGUAGAAUGCUACCUCCUCUCAUCCAACCCAGACGCCCCAAAUAGCCCCCUCCCCGUAAUCCACUACAGAAACGUCCUCCCGGAACCCCGGAAUGAGGAGUCGGUGACGGAGUUCCUGACCCGGAACCGGUGGGAGAAGAGGGGUACCUGGGGCCACAUCCCCAUCCGCCACUUCCACCCUAACAGCCACGAGUGCUACGGCAUCUUCAGCGGCUACUCAACCCUCCUAAUCGGCAAAAUCAACGAAGGCACAGGCCAAGAAAUCUGCGUAUCGACGGGCGACGUCAUUGUUCUCCCCGCGGGCACGGCACAUUCUUGUCUCGAGAGCUCGGAAGAUUAUCGAUAUAUCGGUGUCUACCCCGAGGGUUGUCCAAGAUGGGUGAAUGAGAUGGGCAAAAAGCCAGCCGGUACUUUCAGCCCCGUCAUCAGAGAUGUAGGCAUGCCGGAACGGGAUCCAGUAUACGGAGUAGAUGGGCCGUUGAUGAGACUCUGGCAUCGGAAUGUGCUAGCAAAGUUGUAA
This is a messenger RNA of Colletotrichum paranaense, 537 nucleotides long. RefSeq lists its product as uncharacterized. The transcript is spliced from 4 exons. NCBI's taxonomy places the organism in Eukaryota, Fungi, Ascomycota, Sordariomycetes, Glomerellales, Glomerellaceae. The record is from RefSeq and is a predicted model, not a curated record. Bases 1 to 537 code for a protein of 178 amino acids.